Molecule: messenger RNA, 4383 nt
Organism: Nannizzia gypsea CBS 118893
Lineage: Eukaryota; Fungi; Ascomycota; Eurotiomycetes; Onygenales; Arthrodermataceae
Product: ATP-binding cassette transporter
Exons: 6
Coding region: 1-4383 (1460 amino acids)
Biological process (GO): transmembrane transport
Cellular component (GO): membrane
Molecular function (GO): ATP binding; ABC-type transporter activity; ATP hydrolysis activity
Source: RefSeq, a predicted model, not a curated record
AUGCUGGCCACGCCACCCGAGAAGUUCAAAGAACACUGGAUACCCGGUUCUCUCCCGUUAGCCCAUGAGAGUGAGCAGGAUGUUGCGGAGUCAAUACAGUCCCACCAUUCCACAGUACAGAAGCUUGCCCAGGAAUACUCUAUGAACAAAUCCAAUCCUGAUAACCAACCUAUAUUCGGCGGCACUGACAGAGACUCGCCCUUGAAUCCACACGGCAAAAAGUUCAACGCUCGUGCAUGGGCUACAAAUGUCUCAAGGGUCGCGAGGGAAAGUGGCCAAAGCUCUCGUCAGGUUGGUCUAUGUUUCCAGAACCUCAAUGUAUUUGGCUACGGCACACCGGCCGACUACCAAAAGGAUGUAGCCAAUAUAUGGUUAGCAAUUCCAAGUAUAAUUCGACGCUUCCUGUUUAGCACCUCGGGUCAGACGCAAAUCGAAAUUCUGCGUCAGUUCAACGGUAUCAUCCACCCCGGUGAGAUGUGUGCUGUCCUCGGUCCCCCGGGCUCUGGCUGCUCAACUUUCCUUAAGACAAUCUCAGGAGAAACGAACGGCAUCUACAUCAAAGAUGGCUCGUAUCUCAAUUAUCGCGGCCUUUCAGCUAAAGAGAUGCAUACAGCACAUCGAGGUGAUGCUAUAUACACUGCCGAGACCGACGUCCAUUUUCCGGUGUUGACGGUUGGUGAGACAUUGACCUUUGCAUCCCGUGCACGCUGCCCACAGCAACUGCCUCAGGGCAUUCCUCGGGACGAAUACUGCGAGCAUCUUCGCGAUGUCGUCAUGGCUAUGUACGGUAUUAGUCACACCGUCAAUACCAAAGUAGGGGACCAGUUCAUCCAGGGGGUCUCAGGCGGGGAACGCAAGCGCGUCACCAUUGCAGAGGCAACACUAGCCAAUGCUCCAUUUCAGUGUUGGGACAACUCGACCCGCGGACUAGACUCUGCAAACGCUGUCGAAUUCUGCAAAACUCUGAGGCUACAAUCUGAGCUUUUUGGCCAGGCUUGUGCUGUUUCAAUGUAUCAGGCCCCACAAAGCGCCUAUGAUUUAUUCGACAAAGUUCUACUCAUCUAUAACGGGCACCAGAUAUACUUUGGGCCUGUGUCCAAAGCUAAACAAUAUUUUACCAACCUUGGAUUUGAGUGCCCGGAACGCCAAACAACCCCUGACUUCCUCACCUCCAUGACGCUCCCUACGGAGCGCAUCGUGCGUGCUGGUUGCAACCCCCCGCGGACUGUCGAGGAAUUUGUCAAAGCCUGGCUGAAUAGCACUGAGCAUUUCACGCUACAGGCGGAAAUUGAAGAAUACAAAACGCAACAUCCGAUUGAUGGCCCUGAUGCCGAAGUCUUCCGACGACUCAAAAAGUCACAGCAAGCCCAUGGCCAGCGUCUCGGCUCACCUUACAUUCUGACCUACACCCAGCAGGUUCGCCUUUGUAUGUGGCGCGGGUGGGCACGAUUUAAGGCGGAUCCGUGGCCGGCUAUCUGGGUAAUGGUUGGAAAUAUGAUGAUGGCCCUCAUCAUGUCUUCCUUAUUCUACAACUUACCCUUAAACACGAGUUCCUUCUACGGUCGCUCUGUCGUCCUUUUUAUGGCCAUUUUGUUCAAUUCCUUCUCCUCCAUCCUCGAAGUUAUGACGCUUUAUGCUCAACGACCAAUUGUGGAAAAGCAUACCCGAUAUGCCUUUUACCACCCGUCUGCCGAGUCAUAUUCUUCCGUCCUAGUUGACUUACCUAUCAAGAUUACGAGCACGAUAUCUUUUAACUUGGUGUUUUAUUUCAUGACCAAUCUCCACCGCACUGUUGAGAACUUCUUCUUUUACCUAUUGGUCGUAUUCCUUAUUGUUUUGGGCAUGUCUGGCAUAUUCAGGUUUAUCGGCUCACUGUCACGGACAGAACAACAGGCCAUGGUGCCGGCAUCAAUAAUGAUGCUUGCUCUGCUUAUCUUUACUGGAUUUGUUGUCCCGAUUGACUACAUGCUACCCUGGUGUCGAUGGAUUCAUUAUCUGAACCCGGUGGCUUAUGGAUAUGAGGCACUUAUGAUCAAUGAGUUCCACGGCCGCAACUUUCCGUGCACCUCUUAUAUACCUGACUAUACAAAUACCUCAUUGAAUAAUGUAGCUUGCAACGCUGUUGGAGCUAUCACGGGUAGUACUUAUGUGAAUGGAGACCACUACAUCAACACGGCAUAUCGCUACUACCGCAGUCAUAAAUGGCGUAAUGUCAGCAUUAUUCUCGCCAUGGCUGUUUUCAACCAUCUCAUAUAUUUCAUUACUAGUGAGUAUAUUCGUGCCAAAAAGUCCAAAGGUGAGAUCCUUGUUUUUCGCCGAGGCUUUGUACCCCGAUCUUCAGUCAAAGGCAGCCAUGAUACCGAAAAUUCGAUAUCCGUUCCAGUGCCAGUGGUAGCGUUACUAGAAGACCAUUCAUCCGAAGAAAAAAAUGGCUUUCAAGGUUCUACUAGUGUGUUCCAUUGGAGCAAUGUAUGCCACGAGAUCAAAAUCAAGAAAGAAACCCGGCGCAUCCUAGACAACAUUGAUGGCUGGGUUAAGCCUGGCACUCUCACAGCCUUAAUGGGUGUUUCCGGUGCCGGUAAGACCAGUCUUCUGGAUUGUUUAGCUGAACGGCGCGCAGGUGUUGGCGCCAUCACUGGCGAAAUUCUGGUCAAUGGGAAAAUGCGAGACAGUGGUUUCCAGCGGAAAACGGGCUACGCUCAACAACAGGACCUCCAUUUAGAGACGAGUACCGUUCGAGAGGCGCUGACAUUCUCCGCACUUCUUCGACAGCCGGAAGGUACACCAAAGGCUGAGAAGCUCGCCUACGUUGAGGAAGUCAUCAAAAUGCUAGACAUGCAAGGGUAUGCCGAUGCAGUUAUCGGUGUUCUAGGCGAGGGCCUAAAUAUUGAACAACGUAAACGCUUGACUAUUGGCGUCGAAUUAGUCGCAAAGCCGCCUCUGCUGCUUUUUGUUGAUGAGCCUACCUCAGGACUUGACUCUCAAACCAGCUGGGCUAUUUUGGCCUUACUGGAAAAGCUAUCCAAGGCUGGCCAGUCGAUCCUUUGUACGAUUCAUCAACCAUCCGCAAUGCUCUUUCAGAGGUUCGACCGUCUACUCUUACUCGCAGAGGGGGGCAAACAAGUUUACUUUGGUGACAUCGGCGAGAAUUCUCAAACUCUUAUCGAUUAUUUUGAGGGUAAUGGUGCUGCCGCUUGCCCACUUAGUGCCAACCCAGCUGAAUGGAUGCUUGAGGCCAUUGGUGCUGCUCCUGGGAGUUCCUCCGAUAUUGACUGGCAUCAAACAUGGCGUUCCAGCCCCGAAUACCAGGCUGUUCAGGAAGAAUUGACACGCCUUAAGGUGAAUGGAUUAGAUCAACCACCGGGUGAUGUGACUGGCUCAGCCUCCCACAAUGAGUUUGCUGCACCGCUAUGGCAGCAAUUUCUUGUUGUUACAGAACGCGUGUUCCAGCACACUUGGCGAUCGCCCUCCUACAUCUACUCCAAGCUUCUGCUCUGCAUCACUACUAGUCUAUUCAUCGGUCUAGUCUUUCUUAAUGCACCCCUUACCAUACAAGGACUUCAAAAUCAAAUGUUUGCAAUUUUCGAGAUGAUGAGCCUUGUUGGACAGCUGGUCGAUCAACAAAUGCCAAGUUUUGUUGCACAGCGCUCUUUAUAUGAGGUGCGCGAACGCCCUGCAAAAACUUACUCCUGGGUAGUCUUUAUGGCCAGUCAGAUUAUCUCUGAGAUACCUUGGAAUACCCUUGCCUCAGUCUUCAUGUGGGCGUUUUUCUAUUUCCCUGUUGGCCUUUAUAAGAAUGCUGCGGCUGCCGGCCAGGGCAACGAACGGGGGUGGUUAAUGUGGCUACUGUUCUGGCAGUUUCUGCUUUGGGUUUCCACCUUUGCCCAUAUGUGUAUCUCCUUCGCCGGCUCUGCUGAAGAUGGCGGCAACAUUGCCAAUUUUCUUUUUGUUCUUGUGUUCUUUUUCUGCGGCGUGCUGGCUUCGCCCGCGCAAAUGCCUCGAUUCUGGAUAUUCCUAUAUCGAGCCUCGCCAUUGUCAUAUUGGGUCUCGUCAGUUCUGUCUACAGGCCUAGCUAACGUUGAGGUUUCGUGUGCGACUAAUGAGUUCAUUCUCAUUAAUCCACGCGAUGGUCAGUCAUGCGGCGAGUAUAUGGCUGACUAUAUAUCAAGGUUAGGCGGAUACUUAUUGGACCCCGACACGGUGGACACCUGCCAAUACUGCAAGAUCAAGGAUACAAACAUAUUCCUCGAACAUGUGAGCUCAUCCUACGAUACGAGAUGGCGAAAUUUUGGUAUUAUAUGGGUGUACAUAGUUUUUAACAUUGUGGCAGCCAUAAGUCUUUACUGGCUUGCAAGGAUGCCCAAGGGAAGAAAGGCGCUGUGA